Molecule: messenger RNA, 3931 nt
Organism: Trichosurus vulpecula (common brushtail)
Lineage: Eukaryota; Metazoa; Chordata; Mammalia; Diprotodontia; Phalangeridae
Gene: RGS7BP
Product: regulator of G protein signaling 7 binding protein
Exons: 6
Coding region: 708-1481 (257 amino acids)
Biological process (GO): G protein-coupled receptor signaling pathway
Cellular component (GO): neuron projection; postsynapse; nucleus
Source: RefSeq, a predicted model, not a curated record
AAUGGGCUGGGUUGCUAACAACGUCAGUCUGCCAGAUUCCCUGCGUCUACCAGUCCCACCACGGGUCCAUUUGGGAUCCUCAAACAGAACAGCCCUUAGAGACGGGAUCCAGACAAGCCAUUAGAGCCCGUGGCCCGCUAGGAGGACAGACGGUCCUCACGGGUCUGGGAAAGGGGGGAGGGAGGGGAGGAGGCUGAAGAAGCAAGCGCCGCAGCGGGAAGACACAAAAGCUGGAGCGACUCUUCUCCCCCCACCACCACCCCCCCCUCCACCCCCCGCUUCCGCCCCUCAACCCUUGCAGCUCAGGCUUUGAAAGCUGAUCCCCCUUCUGAAUGGAAACUCUGAACUGCCAGGCACCGUCGUCCUUGCCUCGCCUCCACAUCCAUGCCGAGAGGAAGGCUCAGCGAUCUGCCCGCACCAGGCUGCCCCUGCAGGGGCUGAGAUGCUGCUGAAGGCAACUUGACAUCCUCCGUCCGCGCCCGUAGUGGGAGCGAUGCUGCAAAGCACAGCACCCGCUCGCUCAGCUCUCCUUCAAGCUGAAGGUUACCAGCCGCCCCGGCCGUCGCCGCUGCUGUGAGCGCCCAGGGAGAGGGACUCUGGCCGCCUCCUUGGCCGUGGUCCUCGGCGCGGUGGAGGAAUAGCUCUGGCCGCGCCUGCUGGGGAUCCGGGCAGCCCAGCCGCAGCUUCGGCUUGGUGGAUGUGUCUGCAUGAGUUCUGCACCGAAUGGGCGCAAAAAGCGCCCCGGCCGCUCCACUCGCUCCUCGAUCUUUCAGAUCAGCAAGCCGACGCUGCCGAGCGGGGACUGUGAGCGCAGGGGCAGCGGCUCCGAGAGCGCCCACAAGACCCAGAGAGCCCUGGACGACUGCAAGAUGCUUGUCCAAGAAUUCAAUACCCAAGUGGCCCUGUAUCGAGAGUUAGUCAUUUCUAUUGGGGACGUCUCAGUCAACUGUCCAUCUCUAAGGGCGGAAAUGCACAAGACCAGAACCAAAGGCUGUGAGAUGGCCCGGCAGGCCCAUCAAAAACUUGCUGCAAUCUCAGGCCCAGAAGAUGGUGAGAUACAUCCAGAAAUCUGCAGGCUUUACAUCCAGUUGCAGUGUUGCUUAGAAAUGUACACCACAGAGAUGCUAAAAUCCAUAUGUCUGCUAGGAUCUCUUCAGUUUCAUCGGAAAGGAAAGGAGCCUGGAGUGGGGAUCAAGAGCCCAGAAAGCAAAACCGAAGAGGGUCCGGAAGUCCCCAUUCUAGAGGAUGCGCUAUCUUCACCAGUAGACAUUCAGCACCAUUCCUGGCAGGUUUCCACGGAUAUUGAGAAUACUGAAAGAGACAUGCGAGAAAUGAAAAACCUUUUAAGCAAACUCAGGGAGACUAUGCCUUUACCAUUGAAAAAUCAAGAUGACAGCAGCCUCCUGAACCUGACUCCUUAUCCACUAGUUAGAAGACGGAAGAGAAGAUUCUUUGGUCUAUGCUGCCUCAUCUCGAGCUAGAUAAUUCCCAUUAAAACUUCCCCAAGAAAGCCAGAACAUCAAAGAAACAGAUGUCAUUUGUUUUUCAGAUGGAUAAACCACAGUUAUUGGUUAUCGACUAUGUUUUCUAUGCUUCCCUCUUAAUUUUCUUCCCUUCCUUUUCAAGAGUUUUACAUUUUAAUUACUGUCAAGAACCAGAGAGAGAACAGAUUCAAAAUGGAGGAUGUUUUUAAAAGGAUUUUUUAGAUGACCUAGUGCAUGUCUGCUCUAAACCAUACAAUGACUAGAUGCAAGAAUUAUGAUUUUAAAGUCAUUCUAAGUUUUUUAUGUAUUGUAUAAAUUUCAAAUGAUUUCAUGUACAGUAGCAUAAUUAUAGCUCUGACUAGUCUCAUGUUAAUACUUUAUCAUAUAUGAAAGAGUCUUUAAACAUAGAAAUCUAUUUAAAAUUGCAAAACCGUGUUCAAGGUCAACGUUAUUAAAUCACUAGAAGUAAUAUUGUUAAGAGAACUUAUACUCCUCUCCUAUUGCUUUCUCUGCUGUCAUUCAUGUUUAGUCUUCCACUCUGUCAGAAUUUAUCCAAGAGCUUCAAAAUACAAAUAUCUUAAUUUGUAAUGCUAAAAAUAUAUGGAGGCUAUUAAAAAUUUGUAAAUACACAAUAAUAUCUUCAUACAAUGCACAUGAGCAUAAGAGUAACUAAUUUCCUUUUGAUCCAGUGGUGUCCUUUUUCAACUUCUUGGAGAAUGACAUAACCCAGUUAGGAAAUGAUGUAGACAACUAUACAAUUACCCUCAAAUAUAAAAUCGGAUUAUUAUCACAUUUCAUUUUAAUUGAAAUUUGAAGCAUGGUGUCUGCACAUCAGCAUAGUGUUAACUCGUAUAGGGCAUGCUGGAAUUAGCUCAGAUUGUAAAAUAUUUAACAUUUUACAUUGUUAAUAAAAAGUUUUUUAGUUAAGCAAAGCCUGUCUCAUUUUAGAUGACUAUGGAGAUAGAAAAUUUCCUGACCCUGCUUAGUGAGUUGUCUUAUCAUUAAAAAAGCACAUGGGAUUUGGAGUCAAAGGAACUCGAUUUAAACCGUGGCUCUACUGCUUACUCCCUGAGUGACUGACCUUGGGCAGGUCAGUUACCAUCUUUAGGCCUCAGUUUCCUCAUCUGUAAAAUUGGGGAGGGAGUGGUAGACUGUAUGAUGUUCCAGCAGGCUGAUCCUACCAGCCUAUGGAUCCUAUCUAGAAUCCAAUUAUUCUGUAAAUUCUCAGAUAGAUGGGAAGAAUGAAGCAGUAUUAUGGGACAGGGAGGGGAAGCUUCUUCUUGUCCUCUUCCCUAUUAACAUGAGGUGAAUUGUACCAUUUUUCACUGAUUUCUUUUUGGCCCCCUUCCCAGAAAAAAUUCCCGUUGACUUAAAAGAUUCCUAUUUAUCUCCUUUUCCUUAUUUUUUGGAUCUGGAAAUUUUUAAAACUAGAUGGGAGACAAACAGGCAACACUAUUUACUAUACUACAGGAAUGAUAUUGCUCUAUCAUUAGGAAGAACCAGAGCCAUGCACAGCUUUUUCCAAGCUCAGUCUCUGACCUAAACCUGUGCUUUUCUCUCUCUCUCUCUCUCUCUCUCUCUGUCUCCUUCUUUCUUUCUUCUUUUUCUUUUUUCUUUCUUUCUUCCUUCCUUCCUUUGUUUCUUUCCUUCUCUUUCUUUCUUUCUUUCCUUUCUUUCUUCCUUCCUCUUUCUUUCUUCCUUCCUUUCUCUCUCUUCUCUUCCUUCUUCUCCUUCUUCUCUUCUUCUUUCUUCCUUUCUUUCUUCUUCCUUCUUCUCCUCUUUCUUCUUCCCUUUCUUCUUUCUUUCUUCUUUCUUCUUCUUCUUCUCUUUCUUUCUUUCCUUCCUUCCUUCCUUUCUCUCUUCUUUCCUUCCUUUGUUCCUUCCUUUUUUCUUUCCUUCCUUCCUUCCUUCCUUCUUUUCUUCCUCCUUCUCUCUCUCUCUCUCUCUCUCUCUCUCCCUUUCUACUUUUAUUAAAGUUUUGUGGAUGUCUUUCAUUUCUUCAUAUAGUCUUUUCUGAAAUGUACCAAACCAUGCUUAGAACUCUUCCUGGUAACCAAGAAAAACAGUUACAUAAAACCAGAUGACACAGCUAUGUGUCUGACAGGAUAUGCAACAUUCCACACUUGUAGUCUCCUAAUUCUCUACAAGAAGAGGGAACCAUGUUUCACCAUCUGCUUUCCAGGCCAAAAUUUGAACCCUAUAGCUUGCCAUUGUGUACUUAGGCUUUUGUUCCUGCACAGAAGUCUUCCAUGGACUUAUGGUGGUAUGAAGUUGGUGCUGCAAGUUAUGCCAAAGGAGUGUAAGCCUCAUUGUAUGUCUGUUGAGCCUGACUGUGUCUGUUGAGCCUGACUAUAUGUCUAUUGUGCAAGGAUGACCCUAACUCCUUUUGAGGAGGUCCAUAAACAGAGUGUUGACCACUAGGUAAUAAAUUUGGUUUUUUGGCCAAA